This is a messenger RNA of Etheostoma spectabile (orangethroat darter), 1906 nucleotides long. It is a transcript of the gene lrrc51, whose product is annotated as leucine rich repeat containing 51. Gene Ontology annotation, molecular function: protein binding. The transcript is spliced from 5 exons. Lineage: Eukaryota; Metazoa; Chordata; Actinopteri; Perciformes; Percidae. The record is from RefSeq and is a predicted model, not a curated record. Bases 179 to 769 code for a protein of 196 amino acids.
CGAAAGGUAAAUGUUUAACGUUGUUUAGGCUAACAGUUAACGUAACGUUAGCUCUUAUAAUCUAGCUAGCUAACGUUAGUUAUCUAACGUUACGUUGAAACACGGGUUUCUAAAUAACUUGGGCUAAAUAGUGUUGCUCUCAUAAUUUGCUUUAGUUUGUUGGUAAGUGCGGUGUCCUAUGAUAUUUGUGAUGGAUCAACAAUUUGAGGUGAGUGAAGGUGCGAAUAUGUGUGGAGCGCCAAUUGAUUUAUCUUUUAAACACAUCAGCAGUUUGGCAGACGCAUGGACAGAGGAACACAACAGCGGUCUGCGGCCUUUAAAGAGAAAUUCGGAGAAGAAGUACCUAAGCUGCUCUCUGCGUCUCAACAACAACAACAUCAGUGAACUUCAUGACCUCCAAAAGACCGUAAGCCAUUUCCUGGUUGAGCCAUCACAGCUUGCCUGGCUGGACCUUUCCUUCAACAAAAUCUCACACAUAGAUCAAGUUUUGUGCGAGCUGCGAGACCUGCGUGUGUUGUAUCUACACGGCAACAGCAUUUAUAUUCUGUCAGAGGUGGACAGGCUAGGAGUGCUACCCCAUCUACACACCAUCACUCUGCAUGGAAAUGUCAUAGAAACCAACAAGGCUUACAGGAAUCGUGUGAUUUCUGCUUUGCCUCGGUUAAAGACGAUGGACUUCAGUGCUGUGACGCGCCAGGAGCGAGUAAUGGCAAAGAUUUGGCAUCACAGCAACAACCGCAGCAGAAGCAGCCGGGAGAACCACCAGUAACUGCUUUCUCGUGUGUUGAAAUCACAGUUUCACCCAAAUGUCCUGAUCUCUCCAUCCACAACUGAAAAAACUCUAAAAUAUUGUAGGUUUCUCUGUAUAUUCAUGGUGAAAUCAGCACUGUUUUAAUUCUUGUUUUGUCUAUUUUUAUCUGCUAAAAGGAACAGUUUAUUAUUGGAUAGUCUAAAGAGAAGUCAAGGCUUUACUUGAUACACAGUGACAGGGAGGUAAAUGUCACUGAACAAUCCUGAGAAAUUGGCUCUGACAUUGUGUUGAUUCAUGUACAUUUUCUGAUAGUGUUGCAAACAUGGGUGUGGUUUGUGAAAUGUUUGAAUAUAAUUAUGGAUUAUUCUUCUAUUACAGUGGCAUACCAGUCAUUGACUUUGUAAGAUUACUGAACUAACCAUUUCCCAGAUAUGAGCAUGUAGAUGUUAAGACACAAGUGAUUAUGUUGAAAAUCUUUAAUGAAUUAAACCAAAAACACAAACCAACAAAAAAUCUUUAAACUUUUUGGUACUAGCCUAAGAUAUUUCAAACAUAUUUUAGGUAGUAUAACACAUUUGAGUAACAAACAAAACAGAAACCCAUUGCAAAAAGCUCAAAUCACUUGCGUGGUUUAAAUAAUCACAGCCUUGCAGCUCUUCCCUUUAGAGACUCCAGAGCAGCUCAUGUGCUCCCUGCACGCACAUACAGUCGUGCUCUCUUCCGAAGAGCAAAUAAACAUUUAAAAAGACAAAUAAAUAAUCACAAAAAAGGUCUCGGAUAAUUUUAUCUGCUGUGGUACAUAGAUUGUUAGCGCGCUCCCACACUGCUGCAAUGUUAGUUUCUGAUUAAUAUGAAUAACUCAAUCAUAAUACAAUCUGCAGCAAAAAGCUUGGUUUAAAAGCUAACUAAUGCAGGCCUUAAAAGUGUUCUUGUGUUUCAUAAAAACAUUUUAUCGCCACAAGAUCUUAGCCAAUCCUGAACAAUGAACUCUAAAAAAAGAGGUACUUCAUACAAUCCAUCUUUUUUUAUAUUCAAUCAGAAAAUUAUGUACAAAGGCGGCAUGAAUACAUGAUUUCUGGCCCUGCACCCUCCACAAACCUACCCCUUCAUCUCUGUAUGCCUCUGCUAUUAAAUAUGUAAAGACCUGGGAUUUGA